Messenger RNA from Anopheles stephensi (Asian malaria mosquito), 2244 nucleotides. RefSeq names its product aromatic-L-amino-acid decarboxylase. Gene Ontology annotation, biological process: catecholamine metabolic process; amino acid metabolic process; serotonin biosynthetic process. The transcript has 5 exons. NCBI's taxonomy places the organism in Eukaryota, Metazoa, Arthropoda, Insecta, Diptera, Culicidae. Bases 371 to 1837 code for a protein of 488 amino acids. The record is from RefSeq and is a predicted model, not a curated record. Gene Ontology annotation, molecular function: pyridoxal phosphate binding; aromatic-L-amino-acid decarboxylase activity.
GGGCGAUGCUAUAAAAUUUCAAAAACUGUAAACUCAAUUAAAUCUCGGAGGACGGUUGAAGCUGGGAACACUGUCCCAACCGAAACCCGAAGAUAGGACCGAAUACGGGCUGCUGGUAGUGGUGACUUUGUCAGCUGACUACUACUACUACUACUGCCUAGCCUACUGAGUGUCGAUAGAGGAGCAUCACCUAUCACAGCAUCUCCGGGAGGCACAUUAAGUGAUGGUUGUUCUGUGUGUUUAGUUAGGUGUUUUAGUGUGGCAAACAAAAAAAACGGAAGCGUCGGUUUUGGUGUUCUAAGAAAACCUUUUGGCAAAUUUUAAAACAAUAUCUCGUUUUAAUUAGUUUCAUAAUACUUGUGUCGUCAAGAUGCCUGUUCCCUGUGAAACACGAACCGAAAUGCAGGCGCCAGAGUUCAAGGACUUUGCGAAGGAGAUGGUCGAUUACAUCUCCAACUAUCUCGAGAACAUCCGUGACAGACGUGUUCUACCGACCGUUCAGCCGGGCUAUCUGCGGCCGCUGAUCCCCGAUGAAGCACCCCAGCAGCCGGAAAAGUGGGAAGAUGUGAUGGCCGACGUCGAGCGGGUAAUUAUGCCGGGCGUCACGCACUGGCACAGUCCCAAGUUCCAUGCGUACUUCCCCACCGCCAACUCCUAUCCGGCGAUCGUGGCAGACAUGCUGAGCGGUGCCAUCGCUUGCAUUGGAUUUACCUGGAUUGCCAGUCCCGCUUGUACCGAGCUGGAGGUGGUAAUGCUCGAUUGGUUGGGCAAAAUGUUGGAACUUCCGCAGGAGUUCCUGGCCUGCUCCGGUGGUCAGGGUGGUGGUGUGAUUCAAGGCACAGCCAGUGAGGCUACACUCGUGGCACUGCUCGGUGCUAAGGCAAAGACGAUGAAGCGCGUCAAGGAGGAACAUCCCGACUGGGAUGAUCAUACCAUCGUGUCAAAGCUGGUUGGCUAUACGUCCAAUCAAUCGCACUCCUCGGUGGAGCGUGCCGGUUUGCUCGGUGGUGUGAAGCUGCGCGGGCUGAAAGCGGACGAAAACCUGAAGCUGCGCGGUGAAACGCUCGAGCAAGCCAUCAAGGAAGAUCUGGAAGCGGGACUGAUUCCGUUCUACGUGGUGGCCACACUCGGCACAACCAACACGUGCGCGUUCGACCGUCUCGAUGAGAUCGGUCCGGUCGCCAAUCAGUACAACGUCUGGGUGCACGUUGAUGCGGCGUACGCCGGUUCGGCCUUCAUCUGUCCGGAGUAUCGUUACCUCAUGAAGGGCAUCGAGAGGGCCGAUUCGUUCAACUUCAACCCGCACAAAUGGAUGCUGGUGAACUUUGACUGCAGUGCCAUGUGGCUGAAGGAGCCGUACUGGAUUGUGAACGCGUUCAACGUGGAUCCGCUCUACCUGAAGCACGACAUGCAGGGUUCCGCGCCGGACUACCGCCACUGGCAGAUUCCGCUCGGCCGUCGGUUCCGCGCGCUCAAGCUGUGGUUCGUGCUGCGACUGUACGGUGUGGACAACCUGCAGGCCCACAUCCGGCGGCACUGCGGGUUCGCGAAACAGUUCGAGGCGCUGUGCGUUGCGGACGAUCGUUUCGAGAUCUUCGGCGAGGUGCAGAUGGGUCUCGUGUGCUUCAAGCUGAAGGGCUCGAACGAGCUGAACGAGGCACUGCUGAAGCGCAUCAACGGACGCGGCAACAUUCAUCUGGUCCCGUCCAAGGUGAACGAUGUGUACUUCCUGCGUAUGGCGGUGUGUUCGCGCUUCACCGAACCGUCCGACAUCAACUACUCGUGGAAGGAGGUGUCGGCGGCCGCCGACGAGCUGCUGGCCGAGCAGAAGAAGUAAGCUCGGGCGCUCAUCCUCAUCCUCAAGAAUCGCACACCUAUUUUUCCUCGAUUCCUCGUUAAGUUUUUAACCUAAUGUGAACGUUUAAUUUAUUUAUCAAGCGAACGAAAAAUACAUCCACAUGCAUACAACCAAUCCGUACAGCAAGUAUUACAGGGACCAGGGGAAGUACGGGAAUGCUGGUGGGUCGGAAAACCUUCGCCGAUCACCAGCGGGACUCAUUCGCGUGGCAAUCAAAAUAUAUAUAAAAACAAACCAGGCAAUAAUGGUAACGAUAACAAUAAUAACGAUACAAUGAACAAGUUAGUGAUGUUGUUGUAUGCUUAUGAAUAUCGUGCUGCCGUAUUGAUGUUCGAUGUUAUAUUGUGUCCGUUGAGCAGAUAAUAAAGUAUAAGGCAUACCAGUAA